Cavenderia fasciculata is the source of this 924-nucleotide messenger RNA. It is a transcript of the gene pter, whose product is annotated as phosphotriesterase-related protein. Gene Ontology annotation, biological process: catabolic process. Gene Ontology annotation, molecular function: zinc ion binding. The record is from RefSeq and is a predicted model, not a curated record. The coding region runs from base 1 to 924 and encodes 307 amino acids. The transcript is spliced from 3 exons. Lineage: Eukaryota; Evosea; Eumycetozoa; Acytosteliales; Cavenderiaceae.
AUGACAGAGAGUAGAAUAGGUAAAGUAGAAACAACAUUGGGAUUAAUUGAUCCUUCACAACUUGGUAUUACACAUAUGCAUGAACAUGUGAUAAUAAACUAUUUAGAUUUCUAUAAAGAACCAACACAAGAAGAGUUACAAUCUGCUUCAGUUUGUUGUGGUCAUACUACUACUACUACUACUGCUACAAGACAAUUACAUAAAGAAAAGAUAUCACUUGAUAAUGUACAUUGGGUUCAAUACAAUUAUGACAAGAAUCUUCACAACUUGGAACUAAAUGAAUUGGAUAUAGCCGCCAAAGAAUUACAACUAUUUAAACAAUGUGGAGGUCAAACCAUUGUUGAAGUUACGACUCAGGGUAUUGGUAGAGACCCAAUUCUAUUAAAAAAGAUUGCAUCCGAUACAAAUCUAAAUAUUAUUAUGGGUGCUGGUUAUUAUGUUGAUAAAACUAUUAGAAAUAUUGUAUUAGAUAUGGAAAUUAAAGAAAUGGAAGAAGAAAUAAUUAAACAAGUAUUGGUAGGAGUUGAUGGUAGUGGAAUUAAAUGUGGUAUUAUUGGAGAGGUUGGAUGUUCAUGGCCAUUGACAGAGAGCGAGAUUAAAUCAUUAAAAGCAUCUGCUGGAGCACAAAAGAAAACAGGUGUAUCCAUUUCAAUUCAUCCAGGUCGUUCAUUACAAGCUCCAUUGGAAAUAUUAAGAAUAUUAAAGGAAGCAGGAGCCGAUCUGUCACGUGUCAUUAUGGGUCAUAUCGAUAGAACCAUUCAUCAUUUUGAAAUGUUGGAAUCGAUAGCAAAGACUGGAUGUUGUCUAGAGUAUGAUCUAUUUGGUAUGGAAAUUAGUUAUUAUCCUUGGGGUGGUGAUGUAAUGGGUAUGCCAUCUGAUAAUCAAAGAAUUGAAUGGAUUUCUCGUCUAAUCAAUCAAGAAUGA